This is a messenger RNA of Effrenium voratum, 1089 nucleotides long. The record is from the annotation of a GenBank genome assembly. NCBI's taxonomy places the organism in Eukaryota, Dinophyceae, Suessiales, Symbiodiniaceae.
AGGCUCGAACGAUUCUUACGGCAUGUGUGCUUGCAAUGGCAGAGUCCGAGCUGAUUGUGCACAUUGAGCAGGCCCUCUGGCCAAAAGGCGUGGUUCGAUCCUUGAGCGGGCUGCUGCGGAGCUUGGGGGACAAACAUGGAAAUCUGGUCAUAGUCGCUCAGCCGACGAAGGGCCAUAUCCUCGUCAAGGGCCCUGCAGACAAGAUCGAGGAGGCGAAGCCUGGGCUGCGUGCCAUCAUCGAGGAACAGUUUCCCGAUGCGGAUUGCCCCGAGGAGCUGCAGCCCGCUGAGGUGGCUGCACCGGCAGCACCAGCAGCACCGGCGCCUGCGGCGGCGCCGGCGGCGCCGGCGCCAGCGCCUGUGCCACCAGCGCCGGCGCCGGCCAAAGCACGAGAGGUGGCGCCGGUGCAGGCGCCUGAGAAGGUUGUCAUUGAGGGACAUUGCCACGCGCGGCGGCUUCGUGCACCCUUUUAUGGCACUUCACCGGACCUGUUGUGGCAGUGUGUGCGGAAGAGUUCCUGCUUCCAGCGGCCUGGCGGUGUGAACAAGAAAAGGUUCAGUGCUGAGCCCGGGAAUCUGCUGGGCCUUCACUGCCAGCAGUACAGCGGCCUUGCCGGCGAUCGGGCCUUGGAUGUGCGGCCGAAGCAAGUGGGCCAGAAGCGGUCCAUCGAGCUGGUCCAAAGCGUCGCCAAGGCCCAGCUCCGGCGGCGCCCAGGCUCGUUUCUGGUGGCUUCCGGGCUGGAGAAGUGCAAGAAGAAGGGCCUGCGAAGGCUGGAUAAAGAGCUGCUGGGCAUGUCGUAUCGGCCUGGUGCGCACAAGCUGGCCCGGCUGAAGUACAUCAAGAUCCAUUUGUCUUUCAAGAAGCCCAAGCCGCGCAUCCAGAAGCACAAGUGAGAGCCAAGCCGGAAGCCUGUGUUCGAACUCUUGAAAUGGAUUUUGUCCAAGUCGCCACCAGCAAAGGAAGGACUGAUCUGAGUAGCCACGACCUUUUGACUUGUUGCGUAGGUUACCUGCGCUCACAAAACAAGUCUGUGCAAAGCGCAUCCUUGAACUCGAUUGGAAUCGGUUUACGGCCAAAUGGCACGUGGCA